AUGGGACGUCUGAAGCUGCAAGCUGGUAUCAAUGCAAUAGAGGAGGAGGAACCCGAGGAAUGUGAUGCACCCUACCCCAACAAAACAACUUUGGCAUGCAUGAUUAAUUCGGAAAUCGGUGCUGUUUUGGCAGUGAUGAGGAGAAAUGUUAGAUGGGGAGGCCGUUAUAUGUCAGGUGAUGAUCAGCUGGAACACUCUCUCAUUCAGUCUUUCAAGACAGUGAGAAGACAAAUCUUUUCAUGGCACCACCAUCAGUGGCAAGCUAUCAAUCCUGCCUUGUAUCUCCAGCCAUUUUUGGAUGUAAUUAGGUCUGAUGAAACUGGUGCCCCAAUUACUGGUGUUGCUUUGUCAUCUGUUUACAAGAUCUUGACUCUUGAUGUGAUCGAUCAAAAUACUGUCAAUGUUGAGGAUGCCAUGCACUUGGUGGUUGAUGCUAUCACUAGCUGCAGAUUUGAGGUCACUGAUCCUUCUUCAGAAGAAGUUGUUUUAAUGAAGAUACUACAAGUUCUCCUAGCUUGUAUGAAAAGUAAAGCAUCUAUAAUGCUGAGUAACCAACAUGUUUGUACCAUAGUGAAUACUUGUUUCCGGAUUGUUCAUCAAGCAGGAAGUAAAGGUGAGUUGUUGCAGCAGAUAGCACGAUACACAAUGCAUGAACUUGUAAGGUGUAUUUUCUCUCAUCUUCAAGAUGUUGGCAACACAGAUCAUGCACUGGUUAAUGGGAGCACUAACUUGAAACAGGAGACCGGAGGCCUAGAUAAUGAGUAUGCAUUUGGAAGUAGACAAUUGGAGAAUGGCAGUAUGAGUUCUGAAUAUGAUAAUCAGUCAUUAUCCACAAACUCUGUUCCCAAUGCUUCAAGUGUUGUGAAAGCAACUGUGAUGGAUGAAAACACAGCAAUAACUAUUAGUUGCAAGGAAGGUGUACCAUAUGACAUGCAUCUCAUGACUGAACCGUAUGGUGUUCCUUGCAUGGUGGAAAUAUUUCACUUUUUGUGUUCUUUGCUGAAUGUUGUUGAGCAUUCGGGAAUGGGUCCUAGAUCAAACACGCUAGCAUUUGAUGAGGAUGUGCCUCUCUUUGCCUUAACUUUAAUUAAUUCAGCAAUAGAACUUGGUGGACCUUCUAUUUGUCGUCACCCAAGGUUGCUGAGCUUAAUUCAGGAUGAACUGUUUCAUAAUCUAAUGCAAUUUGGUUUGUCAAUGAGUCCCCUUAUACUUUCGAUGGUUUGUAGCAUUGUUCUUAAUCUGUAUCAUCAUCUUCGUACAGAGCUCAAAUUGCAGCUAGAAGCAUUUUUUUCUUGUGUCAUUUUAAGACUUGCACAAAGCAGAUAUGGAGCUUCAUACCAGCAGCAAGAGGUAGCCAUGGAGGCCCUUGUUGACUUUUGCAGGCAAAAGACAUUUAUGGUAGAUAUGUAUGCUAACUUUGACUGUGACAUAACUUGCAGUAAUGUCUUUGAAGACCUUGCUAAUUUGUUGUCCAAAAGUGCAUUUCCUGUGAAUUGUCCAUUGUCUGCCAUGCAUAUUCUUGCUUUGGAUGGUCUUAUUGCUGUUAUACAGGGAAUGGCUGAAAGGAUAGCCAAUGGAUCUGUAAGCUCGGAAUAUUCCCCAGUGAAUCUUGAAAAGUAUACUCCAUUCUGGAUGGUUAAAUGUGAGAAUUAUAAUGAUCCAAAUCAUUGGGUUCCUUUUGUCCGCCGUAGAAAGUACAUAAAGAGAAGAUUGAUGAUUGGUGCUGACCACUUCAAUCGUGAUCCUAAGAAAGGUCUGGAGUUUCUCCAAGGAACACAUCUUUUGCCUGACAAACUUGAUCCCCAAAGUGUUGCCUGCUUUUUCAGAUAUACUGCUGGGUUGGAUAAGAAUCUUGUUGGUGAUUUCCUUGGAAAUCAUGAUGAAUUCUGUGUUCAGGUUCUUCAUGAAUUUGCUGGGACAUUUGAUUUCCAAGACAUGAACUUAGACACUGCUCUGCGUCUAUUCUUGGAGACAUUCAGACUGCCUGGAGAAUCGCAAAAGAUACAUAGGGUGCUUGAAGCUUUCUCUGAGAGAUAUUAUGAACAAUCACCACAUAUCCUAGCUAACAAGGAUGCUGCUCUUGUGCUAUCAUACUCGAUGAUAAUGCUUAAUACAGAUCAACACAAUGUGCAAGUUAAAAAGAAGAUGACAGAAGAGGAUUUUAUCCGGAAUAAUAGGCAUAUAAAUGGUGGCAACGAUCUGCCUCGAGAAAUGCUGUCAGAGAUUUACCAUUCAAUUUGCAAGAAUGAAAUUCGCACAACCCCUGAACAAGGUGUUGGUUUUCCUGAAAUGACACCAAGUCGAUGGAUUGAUCUAAUGCACAAGUCCAAGAAAACUGCUCCAUUUAUUGUAUCUGAUUCUAAGGCCUACCUUGAUCAUGAUAUGUUUGCCAUAAUGUCAGGCCCCACAAUUGCUGCCAUCUCUGUGGUGUUUGAUCAUGCUGAACAGGAAGAGGUAUACCAAACAUGUAUGGAUGGAUUCUUGGCUAUUGCUAAAAUUUCAGCUUGCCAUCAUCUUGAAGAUGUUCUUGAUGAUCUAGUAGUGUCUCUUUGUAAGUUCACUACACUUUUAAAUCCAUCAUCAGUUGAGGAACCAGUCCUAGCCUUUGGAGAUGACAUGAAAGCUAGAAUGGCAACUGUGACAGUUUUCACUAUAGCAAACAGGUAUGGUGAUUACAUCCGCACAGGUUGGAGAAAUAUUCUUGACUGUAUCUUAAGACUGCACAAGCUUGGUCUUCUUCCUGCCCGUGUUGCCAGUGACACAGCUGAUGAGUCAGAGCUUUCUGCUGAAACUGUGCAUGGAAAACCUAUUAUGAAUUCUUUAUCCUCAGCUCAUAUGCAAUCUAUCGGCACUCCAAGGAGAUCCUCAGGAUUGAUGGGUAGGUUUAGUCAACUUUUAUCUCUUGAUACCGAGGAACCAAGAUCACAACCUACUGAGCAACAACUUGCUGCUCAUCAACGCACCCUACAAACCAUACAGAAAUGUCAUAUUGACAGCAUAUUCACUGAGAGCAAGUUUCUGCAAGCUGAAUCUUUAUUGCAGCUAGCAAAAGCUCUUGUUUGGGCUGCAGGGAGACCGCAAAAAGGGAACAGCACACCUGAGGAUGAAGAUACAGCUGUUUUCUGCCUGGAGUUGCUGAUUGCAAUCACUUUGAAUAAUAGGGAUAGAAUUGGGAUUAUUUGGCAGGGUGUGUACGAACACAUAUCAAAUAUUGUUCAGUCAACUGUAAUGCCCUGUGCCCUGGUAGAGAAGGCUGUUUUUGGACUACUGCGGAUUUGCCAGCGGUUGCUUCCCUACAAGGAAAACAUUGCCGAUGAACUUCUGAGGUCAUUGCAACUUGUCUUGAAGCUUGAUGCCCGGGUUGCAGAUGCAUACUGUGAGCAGAUUACUCAAGAAGUCAGUCGGCUUGUGAAGGCAAAUGCUUCUCACAUAAGAUCUCAGUUAGGAUGGCGUACAAUUACAUCACUACUUUCCAUCACAGCUAGACACAUAGAAGCAUCUGAAGCUGGGUUUGAUGCAUUAUUGUUCAUAAUGUCUGAUGGUGCCCACUUGCUUCCAGCUAAUUAUGUUCUCUGUGUAGAUACUGCCAGGCAGUUUGCUGAGUCUCGUGUUGGACAAGCAGAGCGUUCUGUGCGGGCACUAGACCUCAUGGCAGGGUCCGUCAAUUGCUUGGCUCGGUGGACUAGUGAGGCUAAGGAAGCAAUGGAGGAGGAACAAGUGUCUAAGUUAUCUCAGGAUAUUGGAGAGAUGUGGUUGAGACUUGUACAAGGUCUAAGGAAGGUAUGUUUAGACCAGCGAGAGGAGGUUAGAAAUCAUGCUUUAUUAUCCCUGCAGAAGUGCUUGACAGGGGCUGAUGGCAUUUAUCUACCGUAUAGCUUGUGGCUACAAUGUUUUGAUCUUGUGAUCUUCACUGUGCUUGAUGACCUGCUUGAGAUUGCACAGGGACACUCUCAAAAGGACUACCGCAACAUGGAAGGCACACUUAUCUUAGCGAUGAAGCUCUUGUCCAAAGUUUUUCUUCAACUACUCCCAGAAUUAUCACAAUUGACAACCUUCUGUAAGCUAUGGUUGGGUGUACUGAGCAGAAUGGAAAAAUACAUGAAGGUGAAGGUUCGGGGGAAAAGAAGUGAGAAGCUUCAAGAGACAGUGCCUGAGCUGCUUAAAAACUCCUUGCUUGUUAUGAAGAUGAGGGGUAUAUUAGCGCAGAGGAGUGCCUUGGGUGGUGAUAGUCUGUGGGAACUAACAUGGCUACACGUGAAUAACAUUUCACCGUCUUUACAACUUGAGGUAUUCCCUGAGCAGGAUUCUGACCAUUUGCAGCGCAAACAGGGUGAAUCAAUAGGAGGUUUGGUGCCUGAUGAUAAGGGUUCUGUCCCUUCAAAUGAAACAGCAAGCCGUGAAGAUGCUGGCAUUGUUGGUUAA
Sphenostylis stenocarpa is the source of this 4422-nucleotide messenger RNA. The record is from the annotation of a GenBank genome assembly. Lineage: Eukaryota; Viridiplantae; Streptophyta; Magnoliopsida; Fabales; Fabaceae.